AUGGACCUGGCCAAAUUUGUGGAAGAUUGUGGAAAGACUUUGGAAUUUCGGGCUAGAAGAGUCAUUGAGCUUCAAAAGUUCUGGGAUGUUAUGAAGGAGUUUGAAAGGUAUAAGAUGGAAUCUCAGUGUGACUUUGGUUGGCAUUUCCGUGAUGGGCAGGACAUCCAGCCCCAGAGAGACCUCACAGGCUUCCUCAAAUGGCCCCGCUACAUCAGGCUGCAGCAGCAGAGGGCCAUCCUCUAUAAGCAGCUCAAAGUUCCUCCUGCCAUUAACCAGUUCACCCAGGCCCUGGACCGGCAAACAGCUACCCAGUUGCUUAAACUUGCCCACAAGUACAGGCCAGAGACAACGCAGGAGAAGAAGCAAAAGCUGCUGGCCCGUGCUGAGAAGAAAGCCUCUGGAAAAGGGGAUGUCCCAACUAAGAGACCACCUGGCGUCAAUACAGUCACCACUUUGGUAGAGAACAAGAAGGCUCAGCUGGUGGUGAUUGCCCAAGACGUAGACCCUAUUGAGCUGGUGGUCUUCCUGCCUGCCCUGUGUCAGAAGAUGGGGGUCCGUUACUGCAUCAUUAAGGGAAAGGUUAACUCGGAAGACAAGGGUGCUCUGGACAAGCUGGUGGAUGCUAUUAGGACCAGUUACGACAGAUAUGAUGAGAUUCGCCGCCACUGGGGAGGCAACGUCCUGGAUCAUAAAUCUGUGGCUCGAAUUGCCAAGCUGGAAAAGGCAAAGGCCAAAGAACUCACCACUAAAGUGGGUUAA
Chionomys nivalis (European snow vole) is the source of this 759-nucleotide messenger RNA. Its product is annotated as 60S ribosomal protein L7a-like. The record is from RefSeq and is a predicted model, not a curated record. Bases 1 to 759 code for a protein of 252 amino acids. NCBI's taxonomy places the organism in Eukaryota, Metazoa, Chordata, Mammalia, Rodentia, Cricetidae. The transcript is spliced from 4 exons.